AUGUCGUACAUACCGACGGUGAGUGUAACGAGUGCUGCGGCAGCAGCCAAUAUGAGUUCUGCCGCUAAUAUGGCUGCCGCUGCAUAUUUCAAGAAUGGAGCGUACGCGGCUGCCGCUCCGCACAUGUCCAGCGCUGCACUGGGAUUUUCCACACCGGCGCAUAAUUUUUUGCCAGGCGGGAUGAGCUAUAUUGGAAACUCGCUGGCUGAUUGCCAGACUGCCGGGAUCACUGCGUGGAACGCCAGUCAAGCUGCA
Gongylonema pulchrum is the source of this 255-nucleotide messenger RNA. Lineage: Eukaryota; Metazoa; Nematoda; Chromadorea; Rhabditida; Gongylonematidae. The record is from the annotation of a GenBank genome assembly.